Molecule: messenger RNA, 885 nt
Organism: Setaria italica (foxtail millet)
Lineage: Eukaryota; Viridiplantae; Streptophyta; Magnoliopsida; Poales; Poaceae
Product: 14 kDa zinc-binding protein
Exons: 5
Coding region: 108-605 (165 amino acids)
Biological process (GO): sulfur compound metabolic process; purine ribonucleotide metabolic process
Cellular component (GO): cytoplasm
Molecular function (GO): adenylylsulfatase activity
Source: RefSeq, a predicted model, not a curated record
AGACUGACAGCGUGGGCCAACCAGCCAAUUGUGCAGCGACUUCAGCUGCGGUCACUCUGCGGAGCAGCGAGGGGCCAGGGCGACAGGGAAAUUGGUUGGUGAAGGGGAUGAGCCGGAAUAGCGGCGCCCAACUUCCUCCGGCGACGGCGAGCGGCGACCGCCUGGCGGUCAUCGCGUCUCACUUAUCCCACUCUCGGCUCGGCAGUCCGGCCCACAUGGCCGGCGAGAAGGAAGCCGCCCUCGCCGCCGAGCCCGUCGACGGUCCCACCAUUUUCGACAAAAUUAUCAGGAAGGAGAUUCCAUCUCAGGUGGUUUAUGAGGACCAAAAGGUCCUUGCAUUCAGAGACAUAUCGCCGCAAGCUCCCAUACAUAUUAUAAUCAUACCCAAGGUUAAAGAUGGGUUAUCUAGGCUGUCGAAGGCGGAAGAAAGGCACAUCGAGAUUCUUGGCAGUCUUCUAUAUGCUGCAAAGGUUGUAGCAAAGCAGGAAGGGCUUGGCGAUGGCUUCAGAAUUGUCAUCAACGAUGGGCUCAAAGGAUGUCAAUCUGUAUAUCACCUACACGUUCAUCUUCUCGGGGGACGGCAGAUGAACUGGCCACCUGGAUGAGUUUGUGUCGCCGUUUCGACAGGAGGGGUUUACACGAUUGGAAUUCACUUACUACUGCGGUAAGAUGCAUACUGUAAUACUGUUCCUGUAAACUGGACUCUGUAAAUGUAAUUGAGCCAAUGCUGACAGCGUACAGACGCAGAGGACUCCAUGGGACAUGUAUAAUCGUUAGCAAAGCAUAACGGACCGUUCAUUUGCAGUUUUUAAAGUGUUGUAAAGCAUGAAGAUGGAGAACAAUCAUCCCUAUGAUUCUGUAUGCGGAUAUCAUCCGUUUCCCUUC